GCAGGAUGGAAACUGGCUACGCUGCUCUGCAGAUCUUCUUAUUGGUGAUGUAUGGGAUCACCUGUGUCCUCGGCAUCGUGGGAAAUGGGCUUGUGAUCUGGGUGGCUGGAUUCCGGAUGGCACUCACAGUCACCACCUUGUGCUACCUGAACUUAGCCUUAGCCGACUUCUUCUUCAGCGCCACUCUGCCAUUCUUCAUGGUUGUAAAUACCAUGAGAGGACAAUGGCCUUAUGGCUGGUUCCUAUGCAAGUUAUUUAACAUUAUGGGUGACACAAACCUGUAUGGAAGUGUCUUCCUCAUUGCUUUCAUUGCUCUGGACCGCUGUAUCUGUGUCCUGCAUCCGGUCUGGGCCCAGAACCACCGCACUCUAAGUCUGGCUAAAAAAGUGAUCACUGUACCCUGGAUUCUUGCUCUACUCCUUAACUUGCCAGUUCUCAUCUUCUUUACUACAGUAACAGAUGAUAACGGGGACAUAUACUGUGGUUUCAACACUGACUUCUGGGGUAACAUCACUGAAGAAGAGAAGUUGCAGAGGACCGUUACCUCAGUAGCAAUCAUAGGGAUCAACCGGUUUGUCACUGGCUUCACUCUACCGAUGUCCAUCAUCGCCAUCUGCUAUGGGCUCAUUGCAGCCAAACUCCGAAACAAGAGCAUGAUUAAGUCCCGCCAUCCCUUACGGGUCCUCACCGCUGUCGGAGCUUCCUUUUUCAUUUGCUGGUUCCCCUAUCAACUGUGUGUUCUUCUGGCCGCAGUCCGUGCCAGAGCACUAUUUGAAGGAAAGUAUAACAUCAUUCUUCUCCUGAUACCUCUAACAAUCUCCCUGGCCUUUUUCAACAGCUGCCUCAACCCAAUGCUCUAUGUCUUCCUGGGUCGAGACUUCCGAAAGAGACUGAUCCACUCCCUGCCUGCCAGUCUGGAGAGGGCCCUGACUGAGGACUCAGCCCCGACCAGUGACACAACAACCAAAUCUGGUUCACCUCCUACAGAGGCCCAAUUACAGGAGAUGUGAGGUGACAAGGAUCAGCCUGCUCCUGUCCUGCUCCCUCUUCCAGCUUCACCUUACCUUAGGUCAGUGGUUCACAACCUUCUGGCCCUUUAAAUAUAGUUCCUCAUGUUGUGACCCAACCAUAAAAUUAUUUUCGUUGCUACUUCAUAACUGUAAUGUUGCUACUGUUAUGAAUCAUAAUGUAAAUAUCUGAAUGCAGGAUUGUCUUAGGCGACCCCUAUGAAAGGGUCGUUCAACCACCAAAGGGGUCGCGACCCACAGGUUGAGAACCACUGCCUUAGGUCAUACUGAGCGUUAGGUAAAAUUUCCCUGGCCAGGAGACUGUAGAAAGAGACUGAGAGCCCCAUUAUUAAACUUAGAGUUUAUUAAGGAAACUUACGUACUAGGCUCAGCUUGGGAGGUAACAAGAUGACACGGAUGUCCUCCCUGCCACAGGGCAGGUGAUAAGGAGUUCAUAGGACAGGGAAGAUGGAUGGGGGUGCUGGAGAAUGACCCACCUCAGAUAAGAAAAUGCCUAUAUACUUGCCCAAAACACAGUGAGGGGCCGUCUGAGGAACCAGCAUGCCGGGGGCUUGGGGAGGGGGUGGACUGUCUUUGAGGGACUUUCUGGAAAGCGAUCUCUGCUCUGGCCUGAAUCUAGUGGAUCUGGCCAGACCGUCUGGCAGCGAUCACAUCAGUGAAAAUAGCCUCUUCACCACAAUGAACCACUCAUCAUGAAGAUACUUUGGUGACCCCUGAUUUGGGGGGAAGAAAUGGACAUCAGGGUAUAUUGCUUUUAUUUUUGGUUAUACCCUGGGGGUCAUGGUAAAGAAUACAGGGAUAGUAAGAGGAAGAUGAAUGGGGAAUCUGUAAAGCUUAGAUGAGAGAGUGUAUUAAGGGAAAACUUUAGCAUUUCAUCAUGAAGUAAGACGUUUCCUGUAGAUUUGUUUUUACCUGUUUUUUCAUCUGAAAACAAGUUUCUUAUUCCUGCUUUACUAAUGGAUUGCUUCUUUUUUAAAUCAUGAAUAAGUGCUGGACUAUAUCAAAUGAAUAUUCAGCAGUUAUUAAGAUGAUCAUAUUAUUUUUAUCAUUUACUUACAUAUAGUAUAUUUAUUUUUGAAUGUUAAACUACCUUUGUAUGCCCUAACUGGUUUGGCACGGUGGGUAGAGCGUCGGCCUGCGGACUGAAAGGUCCCAGGUUCGAUUCCGGUCAGGGGCAUGUACCUUGGUUGCGGGCACAUCCCCAGUAGGAGGUUUGCAGGAGGCAGCUGAUUGAUGUUCCUCUCUCAUUGAUGUUUCUAACUCUCUAUCCCUCUCCCUUCCGCUCUGUGAAAAAUCAAUAAAAUAUAUUUUUUAAAAAAUAAAAUAAACUACCUUUGUAUUCAUAGAAUAACCACAGUAGGUUGUGAUACAUUUUGUAUAUUUCUAAUUAAUCUCACUAGAUGGGUUUGGAAUUUCUGCAUUUAUGAUUAUGUAAAGAUGAGUCUGGUCUUUUACUUUCCUCUUAUAUCCAUGUCAAGUUUUACAUCAAAAGAAAAAGAGCUGGGAAGUGAUUCCUCCAAUACUAUUCUCUGGUGUUAUAUUUUUUAUUAACAUGUACAGAAAUUCACCAGUGAAGCAAGUUGAGUCUUGGGCUUUCUUUUUGAGAAGACUUCUUAACAGACUCAAUUCCUUUAAUAACUAUCAGAUAUUCAGACCAUCUAUUUCCUCUUCUGUCUGUUUUGGUAAUCUGUGACAUUCAAGGAAUUUAGCCAUAUUUUCCAAAUGGUCAAAUUUAUUGGUAUGAAACAGUAGGAAAACUGUGUUACAGUACUUGGUAGGAGUAUCUUUACAUAAUUAGAAUGUAAUUUAUCUGGGGGCAGGGUUUGGCCUUUAUUGUUCAUGAAUGGACCCCAAAACCAUAUGUGUAAAAUAGCGCCUGACAUGUGAUAGACACCCAAGAAGGAGUUGUAUAAUUAAUGACUCAAAAAUAAUAGCAUCGUCCAGGUAUCAACUGCGACCUUUAAUGUCUAAUUAAAUGAACUCUGAAUUCAUCAUGAAUGGGGGCCUAUUUACUGAACUCUUGCUGCCAUUCCCAAAAUUAUUACAAAUCGUCAGUGGUUUAUCUUUUUAAGAACACCUCAGAUUUUUAUUUUCUGUUUCAAAUAAAGUACUCUGACUGUCAACUGAUGUCUUUGCUUUGAAAUAAAUCUAUCUGCAGUAGUUCUCAGCCUUUUUUCUUGGUUUCCGCAAGUAAUCACUCACACGUUGUCAUCUAAUGUGUAACAUAACAUCCUUAUGCACAGGUAAAGGCGAACU
This is a messenger RNA of Myotis daubentonii (Daubenton's bat), 3284 nucleotides long. RefSeq names its product N-formyl peptide receptor 2-like. Lineage: Eukaryota; Metazoa; Chordata; Mammalia; Chiroptera; Vespertilionidae. Gene Ontology annotation, molecular function: N-formyl peptide receptor activity; complement receptor activity. The record is from RefSeq and is a predicted model, not a curated record. Gene Ontology annotation, biological process: inflammatory response; phospholipase C-activating G protein-coupled receptor signaling pathway; positive regulation of cytosolic calcium ion concentration. Gene Ontology annotation, cellular component: plasma membrane.